AUGGCAAACAUCACGUUCGACCUGCAAUGGCGGGAGGCCAUGACGGACCUGCUGGAGCAACUAGAGGCGGAGGCUCCGGAGGACCCCGCUCUGGCCCCGCAGACGCUCACCGACUACGCGUGCAUGUACAUCAAGUACUUGCAGAUCUACAACAAGCUGGAGGAGUCGUACGACCAGAUGGUGCAUCCCCAGAAAAGGCUGGACCUGAAGAAAGCGCUGGAGGCGUGCAUCGGGCGGCUACUGGAGGUGAAAGCGUGGCUGGUGACACUGAACGACGGACGCGACGUGGUCAAUCUGGACGACACCCUGGUGGACCUGAAGCUGGGUCCGGACGUCCUGGAGGUCCGGGUGCCCCGGUACUACCGGAACGACCGGGCAGUAGAACUGGAGAGCCGCCAGCAAUUCUUGCUCGCGCUGAUGGAGAAGUACGAGCGGCCGGCGACAGCCGAUGACGCGGCCGCCACCGCGGCCGUCCCCGAACCCUCGGCCAUGUCGCAGGAGGAGGCUAUCGCAAUCCUGCAGGCGAACGAGCGCGGCCGCCAGGCGCGCGCGCGCGUGAAGGCGCUUCUGGGCGCGCGCGCACAGCAGGAGGAGGACCUGCGGCGGCAGCGCAUGGGCGGCGACAAUAUGAGCGCGGAGACCGCGGCCAUCAAGAUGCAGGCGGCCGCGCGCGGCUUCCUCGCGAAGCGGCGCGCGCGGCGGAUGGUGAACGAAGAGCUGGUCUUCAUAGGGAUGAAGCCACCCGCGCGCGAGUCCGCGCGCGAUCCCGUCCUGCGCGAGGUCCAGAACCUCGCGCGCCGGAAGGGCGUGCAGGCGGCGAACCGGAUCGAGUACGAGGAGUGCGUGGUUAGCAUGAAAAAACGGGUUAAGGAGAUCGAGGGCCAAGAUAUGCGGGAGAUGGUCCAGGACCGGGUUAACAAGUGGUUCUUGGAGAACCGGGACCCGGUGACCGGUAACUACCCGGACUUCCCGGGACCUGACGUGGGCGGCUCGAAGUUUAUUUUGAAUCCCCCAAUUGUGGAUCCGAACGCGGGAGAAGAAGAGAACGCGAAAGACGGGAAAGGAAAGGGGGAUAAGAAGGAAGGUGACAAGAAAGACAAGGUGGGGGACAAAAAGGGGGGGAAGGACGAAAAGAAGGGAAAGAAGGACGCACCCGAGGAGCCCCCCCCAGAGCCGGCGCCCGCGUGCUUCUUUGCGAAGCAUGUCAAGGACGCGGUCCAAUCGUACUGCGCCACGUGGCAGGACAAGGACGAGACAACCAACUUCGUUCAGAGGCACGACGUGGAGAUGGUCAAGGCGACGCUGCGGCCGCUCGUCUUCGAGGAAGUGCGACAGGAGGUGGACGUCGAAAUGGCGGUUCUGCUGCAGAAGCUCAAGGACAUGGUCGCUGCGGAAAAGGCGGGCGGGUCGCCCAAAAAGGGCAAGAAGGGCGGGAAAAAGGGCGACAAACAAGGCAAAAGUGGCGACGGUGCGAAGAAGGAAAAGAAGCCCAAGGGCGAGAAAGCGGAGAAAGGAGGGGGCGGCAAGAAGGGCAAAAAGGACCCCACGGGGGAUCGCAGCGCCGAAUCGCUGUACGCGGAGUUAGUGAGUAACGGCAUAGUGCAGCCCUGCCCGCCACGUGGCUUCGCGGAGUUCGUCGGCGCGUACAGCUAUCUGGGGACGACGCUCGAGAAGGCGGACAUCCGGCCGGACCCGUCGAUCGCGCAGGUGCGGCAACUGGUGACCGAGUACUGCGUUCUCCCCAUCGGCUCCCGCUUCGUGCACGAGAACGCGCCCUUCGUCCGGUCGGUGCUGCUCUACGGGCCACCCGGGUGCGGCAAAACGCUGCUGGCGCACGCGGCGUGCCACGGCGCGGGCGCGAACCUGAUCAACCUGAGCCCGGCCGCGAUCGCGGGGCGGUACGGUGGCAAGCAGGUGGCGCUCAUGCUGCACCUCGCGUUCAAGCUCGCGCGCGUAAUGGCGCCAACAGUCAUUCUCGUCGACCAAGUGGAGCAGGUGUUUUCAUCCGACAAAAAGAAAGCAAAGAAGAAGCCCAAGGAUGGGGAGGGUGGGGCGGAGGGCGAGGCCCCGGUAGAGCCCCCCAGUCGCAUCAAGAAAGAGCUGCUGAAAGAGAUGAAGGGCCUCGCGCCUGGGGACCGGGUCGUUGUGAUCGGGUGCACGUCUCGGCCGCAGGACUGCUCGUCUUCCGACUCCAAGGCACUCAUCGGCGCCUUCGCAAAGCACAUCCACGUUCCGCUUCCGGACUACGCCUCGCUCCGGCUGCUGUGGCCGGCGCUGGUCGAGCGGAACGGCGGAGGGCCCCUGCCGACCGACUUCGACCUCUCCACACUGUGCACAAUGAGUCUUGGCUACCCGCCCGGGGCGAUCGACCGGGCGCUUAAGAUGGUGCUCACGGAACGACGGAGAAUGAAGCUGGCUGAGAAGCCUCUAAGUCUGGACGAGAUCAUGGCUGGGCUGUACCGACAGCAGGCCGUCAACAAAGAGGACGACCAAGCGCUACGAGAUUGGGCGACCAAGCUGCCCGUGAACCAGCCCAAAACGCCGCCCGAAGAACCGGAGGACGCCAAGAAGAAGGGCGGGAAGGACUCGAAGGGUGGCAAGAAGAAGUAA
Molecule: messenger RNA, 2610 nt
Organism: Klebsormidium nitens
Lineage: Eukaryota; Viridiplantae; Streptophyta; Klebsormidiophyceae; Klebsormidiales; Klebsormidiaceae
Source: the annotation of a GenBank genome assembly